Messenger RNA from Patiria miniata (bat star), 4883 nucleotides. Its product is annotated as tumor necrosis factor receptor superfamily member 1B-like. The record is from RefSeq and is a predicted model, not a curated record. The coding region runs from base 390 to 1622 and encodes 410 amino acids. The transcript is spliced from 13 exons. Lineage: Eukaryota; Metazoa; Echinodermata; Asteroidea; Valvatida; Asterinidae.
UCAAGGCUACCGGAAGUUAGGCGUUUGACGCGUGAUUGGAAAAUCUCUGGUUUUUACUUGCAGACGCACGUGACGACGGUGGACUGCAGUGCAAACUUGUCUUAAAUUGACUCUUUAGCAUUUGUUUAGUCUUAGCUAAUUGUAAUUUGUAGAAAGCCAACUCAGCACUGACAGCAGUCAUUGUGUUUAUAGCUCCAUGAUGCUCAACAUGCAUUAUCAGUAUCUUCGGUAUCUGCCAGUGCCAAUUUACUUAAGUCAUGUUCUAUUUGUGUGUGGGAUGCUGCAGUUAUGUGGUGCAGACAGGGGCUCAAAGUUUUCCCAAGGACCUGAUACUUUUAAUUCUGCAGGAAUGUUUUCCAGAAUAGAUCAGGAGUUCUUGGAAGGGUGAAAUGUGUAUUCUCCGUGAAGAUCAUGCAGAAGCUGCAGAGUUCACUUAUGACCAUGUUGAUGACAGUGGACAUUCCUGCAAAUGCGAUCUGUGUCCUCGCGGCAAGAUUCUCCAUCGGGCUUGCGUGUGUGAUCCAAACUCAUCGGGGUACUUAGAACCCUCAGAUUGCAGACUUGUGAAUGUAGGUGAACAAAUGAUGCCUGACAGAAACAACUGCACCAAGGGCUUUGACUGCCGGAAAUGUAAUCAUCCAUGGGUAGUGGAAGUACAGUGUGGGUUACAUGGAACUGACACAGUAUGUAGAUGUGCAGACGGCUAUUACAGGGCAUCAGAAGAACAGUGUAAACCCGACCCUCGAUGUAAUAAGGGUUUUGAGCCUAUUAUUACUGAAGAUGGCGGCGGAUUCUCUGAAAGAAGUUGUGAGCAAUGCCGGCCGGGUUAUUAUCAACCCAACCAAAACAGCACAGACAAGUGCAGACCUCACACAAACUGCACUAAAUGGGCUGGCACCAACCAGGCAGAUGCCCAGUGUUUGAAUGGCCCUUCUACUGGGGGAGAUCCAUCAGAAGAAUCCAAGCCUAGUGAUGUGUUGAAUGGAACCUAUGUCACAGGAAAUGCCACAGGACCAACAGUGCAUCCUAUGGAUGAAUGGAAACUAUUCUUCCGGCGUGGCCUGAUGAUUGGCAUUGCAGUUGGAGUUGUCGUUACACUUAUCGGUUUCUUGUGUGCUCACCUGUUAAGUAACUUGGCCUGGUAUAAAGAACAUUUUGGUACUGAAAACCAACGUGGUGAUGACAAUGCCGAUAAUGAGAAUGCAGCACUUGUGGAGAGAGGCCUACGUGGCAAUAAUGCAGUUGACCAAUGCAGCAGGGAUGGCAGCCCUCACGUGCUCCAGGUGAACCCGGAUGACCACAGUGCUCGAAAAGCAAGUGAAGCUUCUUUACAUGGCGGCAAAAGUAUGGAUAACAUAAACGAAGAUAAUGAGAGUGCAGCACUUGUGGAGAUGGACAAUGACACGAAUGAGGCAGUUGACCGAUGCAGCAGGAAUGGCAGCCCUCACGUGCUCCAGAUGAACCCGGAUGACCACAGUGCUCGGAAAGCAAAACAAGAACAAGGCCCAAAAAGGCAGAGAAGCCCAAGUAGUAGCAGUAAGAACUCUGGGUCUUCAGAGGAUCAGUUGUCUUUAAUUUCUGCAAAUAAAUAUCCUAGACUGUUUGCUGCCCCCCACCCAUAAAAUAUGUGGACCGGUAGCUAGCUCCCACCUAAAGCCAUUGAUUGGAUCACCUCUGCUCGGGCUCGCGCACAUCAUGAUUGUUUAUUUUUGAAUCGCUGCUUAGCUUUGUGCAUGGACGGUGAUUGAACUCACGAUUAUCAAAAAACUCGCUCUUGUCUUACCAAAAAAAGUACACAGUGUCUCCAUGUGUCUCCAUGAGGGCAAAUUUCAAGCAUUUCAACUGCAUAGGUUUUAAAUACUGACCAGUAAUUUCGUUCUCUUUAUUGCUAUUGCAAAGACACUUUCCAAUUCAGCAAAAAUCGAGGCUCAUCACCUCGGAAAUUGCACAUUUUAUGGCGCAACCUAUUCCCAUUUUGCAAUAGGCUGGUUGUGCGCAACCAUAACCGUUGUGAUUUUGAAUUCAAGAGGCGAGAUUCAGACACGUCAUGCAUAAUUGCAUAUAUAAUUUACAUGCAUCAGGAGAAAUGCCUCCUGAUGUAGUCCGGUUCUCUGCUAGCUACCUGUCCCCAUAUUUGAAGUCCGAAUGACAAUGGGGACAGGGAACCAGACUAAGUGAUGUCCUUUCUUCACUGCCGAGUGAUGAUUUUCUAUGCCAUUCACAUCAGAGAUCUUCUAAUCUGAGUGUGAUAACUCAAUGUUUGCGACUUUAGGUUAUUUCUUUUUGGUUCCUUUGGUACUUGUGAACCUGUUAUUUGUUAAUCCAUCAUCUCAUCAUGAGUUUUUUUCAGAAAAAUUAGGGUUUUGAGGAAUGUGCAAUUAUUAAUCAAGCUACUUAGUAUCAGAGUAUUCAUAUACAUGUAUAUUUGUAUUCAUGUAAUUUAAUUUCAAUAGGCCGGGUUUUUUGAGUGAAUAAGGGUGCUGUGAUGACACAAUUUCAGGGUUACAAACACAAAUAUCGCCUUUAAAAGUAUCAACAUUUUCAGACGAGGUAACUUUUUGUUAACCAAAAAAAACGCACAUUACUAAACUUGAACCAUGUCUGUUUGUACCCCCCCCCCCCAUUUUUUUUUAUUGGUGUCACGUACAGCGUAGCCAUUCAUUCAAACAUAAUGGGCUAUUAACAAAAUAUGAAACCAAAGGCAUUUUAUAUUGAACCACAUGUGCUCAGUGAUUUGGUGUAUAAAGCAAAGUCCAAGUUAUUAUUUAAAAUGGAGCCAUUUGUAUUGACAUUUACAUUUGAAGUUGUUCAUGUAGGUAUGUUCAUGACUUUAUGUAGGUAAGAUUAUUUAUAGCUUCAACCACCUCAUUCCUUAUCCACAUGUUUAAAAGGCAUGCGUUUCCCUUCUGCCCUAUACCUAGCUGCCCCCUUCCCCCUCCCGUUGUUAAGCCACUGCUUAUGCCAUAUUUAAAAGCUCAACGCCCCUUUGCCUGAUUUCUUUAUCCGACUUUGUGCAAAUGUUUAUAUUUCUGCCGAAGUGCAAUAGUAUAAUAGUCAAAAAUAGUAUAAUAGUAUAAUAGUAAAAAAAAAGAAGUUUAUUAUUUUAUGUAUGAGGAGUCAUGGUAUGAAAAGGUGCUUAAUGCAUUUUUGAAAAAGUGACCAAAUGAAAAAGUGUACUUAAUGUGGCUGCUGCUGAUCAGCAAAAGUACAGUGGAACGUCGCUAUACUGAACACCGCUAUACCGAACAUUCGGUUAUACCGAACAUCCUCCUUGGCUCCCGGUUUUAAUGUACAAAACGUACCGAACAUCGUUGUUGAAAAAAGUCAACAGAUUAACAAAACAACCUACUGGUUGUACAUGUAUUAAACACUGUUUGGGCCACUUUUAAUUCCUGACCAUCAAACCACCCAUGGUUACAUCGUGUUUGAAUGUUGAAGAGUGAUAUAUGGCUAUUAUUUCCCCAAGGAAUAAAAGGGAAAACCACCCGUUCAUGCCGUUGCUAAAGUUUUUGCUUGACCACUCCACGUGAUGCGGCAGGAUGUGAGAAAUGCCAGUUUAUUGGUCAAAAGAGGGUUGGGUUAGGGUAAUGAUCGUUAUUAUGAACACUUUCUGUGGAUCCCACGAUGUUUGUUAUUGCGGCGUUCCACUGUAUAAUAGUCAACUUCAGCAUGGCUAGUAGUGUUGCAAAAGGAAGUUUUUUUUCAUUUUAUGUAUGAGGAGUCAUCGUAUGAAAAGGUGCUUAAUGCAUUUUUGAAAAAGUGACCCUUGUCAUUUUUUAUUUAUACCCGUCACACAAAAUACUUCUAUAAAUGUACUUAAUGUGGCUGCUGCUGAUCAGAAAUAGUAUUACAGUCAAAUUUCUGCAUGACUAGCAGGGUUGCCAAAGGAAGAUUUUUUAUUCAUGCUAUGUCAAGGUGCCUCAUUUUUUUUGUUUAAAAAGUGUCCAUCCUUUUUUUACAUACCAAUGACAAUUAAUGCUUGUGAUUUUGUGUAAAUGUACUUAAUGUGGCUUAACUUUUAUAAGAUGAGAUUAAGGUGGCUUAACUUAUUGAAAGAUUAAUUUUUUUUGUAAUAUUAUUUGCUUUCAUGUUCAUGUUCUAAAGUAAGAUGCAAGAUUUUUCUCAACGUUACAUUACUUAGUUACAGUAAUAUUUUAAAUGAAAAGCAGAAGAAGAAAAAGAAACCAAUUGAGCCAAAACGGUGAGUGAACAAUUGGUGAAUGCAUUGUGAUAUAAAGCCGGACUGCCUUUUGGUAAAAGUGGCAUAGUAAACCUUUUUGUAAUGAUUCAUUUUCGAAAUCAAACGCUGCAUCAACACUUGGCAAAUGCUGCCCACAGAAAUUACUACAAUUAAUUAGACAAAUACAGUGUUUCUCACAACAAACAUGUUGUUUAUUAAGCCACUUCCUUAGCAUUUAUGUCAAGAAACAUUGUAAAUGGUAAAUACUGUAAUUUUAGGAAUAUAGCCCGCACAGAGUAUAAGCCGCAGCACGAAAAAAUCUGCAAAUAAAAUUUGACGUCUGCAUAUUAGCCGCACAGACGAAUAAGCCGCACCAACGGCGGUUUCAAUUUUGUAAGGCCUCCAAAUUCUAAAGUAAAAAGAGCUCUGGACCAGUCCAUUUGCACUACGAAAGCUAUAAAGAGGGCCACAAAAGUUAUAUCAAAACAUUUACGUUCCAUACUCGUUAAAAAAAAUAUGGAAAUUGACGAUGAAAAAUAAACACCGGGAAUUGCUGCCGGCUGGCCCGGCCGGUCCCCGGCCCACUGUUUGUUAAUGAUUUUCUGGUACCUCAAGUCUGGUAACGAUUGAUGAUUCAUUUCAGCAACAGAUGUUUUUCUUAUACCAGUGCAUUAAAUACACAUUUAAAUCUUAUUUUUAUUCU